GUCGGGAUCUAUGUCACUUUGAGUUCGCAUAUAGCGCGGUACAGACGCGCCGUGAAAAAUUCCAAUUGGCAUGUAUUUCAGUGCUUUCGUUGAUAAAAUAUAUUAUUAUUAUAGGUUAUAAAUAACUUGCGCUCGAGUUUCGUAGCACAAAGCGUAGAGAGAGCCUACGGGUCGUUAGCGUAACUCCGUGUAGCAGUGCGUUCGAAUUAUUUCCUUUGUUCUUUUACUGUGAAUAAAAAAAUAAUAUAAUGGCAUCAAAGAAUACAGAUAUUGAGGAAGGCCAGCAACCUGGGCAAGAGAAUGGCCCAGCCACUAGACAGCUUCCUCUGCCCGGAACAACCUCGCUGAUCGGAGUGGCGGAAAUAACUAACAACAAACUGAUCUGGCGACAACUGGUAGCCGAGUUCGUGGGAACGUUCCUACUUACCUCUAUCGGUGUGGCCGCCUGCAUCACCAUCAGUCCCACAAAUGCACCCCAGACUACCAGCAUCGCGCUCUGCUUCGGUCUACUCGUCGCCACUAUUGUUCAGGCUAUCGGUCAUGUAUCUGGCGGUCACAUCAACCCCGCAGUGACGUGCGGCCUGUUUGCCGCUGGCGAAGUGAGGCUGUUGAAGGCACUUUUCUACAUCGUGGUGCAAACGCUCGGUGCAGUAGCUGGCGCUGCCUUUAUCAGGUUAGCUGUAACUGAUACGGGCAUGAAAGGAGGAUUUGGUCUUACACUACCUGGACCUGAUAUAACCGACGGCCAAGCGGUACUAGUGGAGGCUCUGAUCACCUUCGUGCUGGUGUCAGUGGUAAUGGGCGUGUGCGACGGACGACGCAACGACGUCAAGGGAUCCGCGCCGCUCGCCAUCGGCCUCGCCAUCACAGCCUGCCAUGCAGCAUGCAUACCAUUUACUGGUUCGAGUAUGAAUCCGGCGCGUUCAUUUGGGCCUGUGGUCGUUGAGAAUGAUUGGACUUCACACUGGGUAUACUGGGUGGGACCUAUCACCGGUGGUGUCAUCGCAGGCCUCUGCUACAGAUUUGUGUUCCGUAUCGGAAAAGGAGACAGUGGCUCCUACGACUUCUAGACGACAAGACAUAUCGCGACAUAGACUAUACGUGCCUCUAAAAUAUUGAUACAUUUAAAUGUUAUGAGAGAUAUUUUUUAUUACUAGGGUGUAGUACAUUCCCCGUAGCAUUAGCCACGGAUUAAUUUAUUAUGAGAUGAGCUCAUUGAUAAAAACGAAAUAUAUUCCUCGAAUUAAAUUUUAUAUUUAGGAUAGAUUAUAGAACGAGAAUGAACAAGAUAUUGAUGGUUAGUUAUUAAUAAUAUGCGUAUGCAAUAGAGCUAAGUAUGCACGCAAUAGGGUUUCCAAUAUCGAUUCGAUUCAAUUGAAGAUCGAUCUUUUGAAAUAAAUAUUCGAAUCUAUUAAUAGAUCUAUCUAAGACAGAUCAAUAAAAAUCGAGAUUCAUAUGUCCUAUUUUAUUGUAAUUUUGCUUUUUUAUUUCCAAAAUCCUUGAGAUAUCACUGUUUUUAUGAUGUCAAUCUUUUAAAAGUAAAUUUUCUAUGAUUCGAUUAAAAUCAAUGGAUGGAUUGAAAUUUUCCGAUUCGAAUCAAUACAAAAGAUCGAUAUUUUUGCUCAAGAGUAGAAAUGUUAGCAAACAAUCACAACAUUCACAUUGCAAGAACUAGAUAUAACUAGAGUCGUCUAUUGGAGGUAAAACAUGACCUAUGUCAAUGGGCGGUUUCAAGUUGUUUCCAAAGGUUAUUAACGGCAACUAACAUCGAACCUUAUAAGGAACAUUCACUACAAUUUUAAAGAGCGUACUAAUGGUAUUAUGGGCUACAAAGGAAACCAUGAUGGAAAUUAGAAAUAUAUGUAUAUUAAUAAGAGCGGCUUAGAAAACUAGAGCCGUGAACGGGAGCAAAAAGAGAACAAUAGAAAGUUUUCAAUUUUAAAUUUGGUAGAUAACAAUAUAAAAAUUAUAAAAAAUAUGUGGCCUAUACUUCACAGGUAUAAAAAGUAGAUUUUUCAAGAUUAACAUGAAAAAUUGUUGAAACCGUCAAAAUAUUAUCAAUGAGCUUAUACUUGUUAAAUGUUGUUAAAAUGUUUCAAUCUCUUUGUUUCAACUCUAGUAAGUACAAAGUGAAAAGUAAAUCCAAAGGAAAUUAUAAAUAUCGAAUGUGAAAAAUACUUGUUGAUUGGAAUAACACGUGUCUGUUAAUUGGAUUUAAUUUUAAUCGCCCAUUAAGUUAAAUUUGGAUUAAAAUUUAUAAAUUAAACUUGAUGUCUUACUCAGUUUUAUAAUAAACAAAAACAUAAUUAAAUUCAUUUUUAACAGGCAGUGACUUUUUCGAUUUCGUUUUAUUUGAUACGAGUAUAUAUAGGAUUACGUAGGAUUAAAUAUUACUAAAUAAGUUUAUUUAAAUGUGAAUAAAUUAUUGUAAGUUAAUAAUAAUAAAGUUUAGGUUUAUGUGCCUAUAAUAUAUUUAUACUCGAGUGUGCAUUAAGCUAAUAUUCUGGCUCAUUGUACCUAAAAUAACGACUCUUAAAAAUGUUUAUUUUGAAAUAAAUAUUUUAUUUUAUUAA
Messenger RNA from Galleria mellonella (greater wax moth), 2573 nucleotides. RefSeq names its product aquaporin AQPAe.a (gene Drip). Gene Ontology annotation, molecular function: water channel activity. The transcript is spliced from 8 exons. Gene Ontology annotation, biological process: transmembrane transport. The record is from RefSeq and is a predicted model, not a curated record. NCBI's taxonomy places the organism in Eukaryota, Metazoa, Arthropoda, Insecta, Lepidoptera, Pyralidae. The coding region runs from base 249 to 1070 and encodes 273 amino acids. Gene Ontology annotation, cellular component: plasma membrane.